Acipenser ruthenus (sterlet) is the source of this 2040-nucleotide messenger RNA. RefSeq names its product Rieske domain-containing protein-like. The coding region runs from base 517 to 978 and encodes 153 amino acids. The record is from RefSeq and is a predicted model, not a curated record. Lineage: Eukaryota; Metazoa; Chordata; Actinopteri; Acipenseriformes; Acipenseridae. Gene Ontology annotation, molecular function: 2 iron, 2 sulfur cluster binding. The transcript is spliced from 4 exons.
CGGUGUCACGUGCUUUGUGCUAGCAGUGCUGCUAUAACAUGUGGGGUAUCUUCUGCAGGCACCCACAAAUAUAAAUACCGCCGAUAUGAUUACGGUAAAAAAAAAAAAAAAAAGUCAAUACCGCUAGCUUAAGUGUUUCUGGUUCAUUUUGAAUGCGUACAGUAUUUUUAGUCUGUCGGCAACUUGUAUCCUUGCUAACACAUUUUGCGAAAUGAUUAAUUUUACGCCUGUCGACCCAAGGAAAAAGACAGACGUGAAGACCUCGAGUUCUCAUAACAAAUUUCCCGGGUCCGAGAAGGCCCCUGAUUGCACUGGCUGGCCCCACGCCUCACGUGGAGGGGCUCCCUCCUCUCUCCCAGCUGCAGGUUCCAGACUCUGAGAGCAACAUCUGACGCGCACAGAAGCGAAACAGUUACCAGCAAUUAACGGGUAAACAGCCCCUGCGGUGUACAAGUCACCGUAACAAAAUGUAUAUUCAUAAACAAAAGACAAACAAACACAGGUAACAUGUAAGGUAUGGCCUCUACAGCUGGAGUAGAAUCAUCAGUUUUUGUGGGGAAGGAAGAUGACCUCAUACAGUCCAAAAGAAAAACGGCUGUUGUGCAUGGCAGGCAUGUGGUAGUUAUCUACCAUGAAGGAGAGUUCUAUGCCAUGGACAUGCACUGUUACCAUGCAGGGGGACCAUUACACCUUGGGGACAUUGAGGAGAUCAAUGGCAAGCUGUGCAUCGUGUGUCCGUGGCACAAGUACAAGAUCACUCUGGCUGAAGGAGAGGGUCUAUAUCAAAGCAUAAACCCACGGGCUCCCAAGUCCACAGCCAAGUGGUGCUCCAAAGGGGUGAAGCAGAGGACCCACUGUGUUCAUGUGAGAAACGGGGACGUGUACGUCACUCUCUCUGACCUGAGCGCUGGCAUAGACUCGGACUACUAUCAGUCUGAAGAAUAUAGGCAGACUCUGAAAAAAGCAUCAAAUACCUGACCCGAUGAACACGUUGCACCAACGCUGAUCACUGCAACUGCAAUGCAGACGAGAACGUUUGAGCCACUGCUGAGGCGCCCUUGCUCUGUGAACACCUCUUUGUUUUUUAAUCUUGUGUAGACAUUUUUCAUUAGUGUGUGUGAUAUAUUUUAUGUAUUUAAAAAAAAAAAAUGGUAUUGCUCAAGCAGUGACAGCUUUUGAGCACCACUGCAGAAGACCUUUGACUGGGUUUGUUUAAGGUUGUUGUUGUUUUUUUUUCUUGGUUAUAAAAUUAGAUGAUUUUUUAAAUAAGAAAUGUCUGAUCUAUUUUGUGUUUAUUACAUUGUAGUACUUGUUGAAACGCUUGUCUAUGGCUGACUUACUUAUAACUGAUUUAUGAUUGAGUGUUGACAGUUAAGAACAGGUUACAACAUUAUUGAACUGCGGUAACCAGUGUUUAAAACAUGCUCAUAUACAAAGUUUGGAGAUGCGUAUCCUUUUUACUUAGAGUAAGGAGACGGAGGAGUCGCCAUAGGAAUCAUACAGCCACUCCUGUCGCUUCGAUUCGUAAUACCUGGCAGUGACUCCAUGCUUUGAAACCACAAACCCCAUCCCUGCCCUCUCUGUGCUUUGCCACCUAGGCUGUUCUUCUACGGCUGCCUUUCUUACCAGGGACAUAGCCCUGUUAAAGUGCAUUGACUGCGGACAAAAGAAAAAAAGCGUUAUUAUUUGGUAUUUCUUAUUAAAUAAUUUAGUAAAAAAGUUCAAUUUUUUUUUUUAAAGAUGUAUACCAUGUUUAAACAACAUGAUUUUUUAUAACUUUGUACAUGUGCUGUUGUGGGAAUAUUCCUGUUAUUUCUUUAACCCUUUCAUGCACAGCCCCCUCAUCUGGGGACAGAUAAAAACAAACUCUUCUAGUCUUUCUAUGGGGACAUGUUAAAGACGCAAUUGCAUGAUAGCCUCAUGUGAGGAUGCAAUUUAUUCCCCCAUAGAAAGCAACAGGAAAAAUGUUACAUUGUCCAAACCAAUUUUUUUUUUCUUCAAUAUUUCAUGCAUGAAAGAAUUAAACUGUUACUCCUAAUA